UAUAUCGAAUUUCUUGCAUUUGUGAGUUAUUUGCAAAUCUUACACAAUAUUUAUAAAGACAUAUGAAAUGAAGUUCAGUCAGAUAUGAAUGAAUUUCCUUUGAAACCAUCGCUUGCUUCCCUACAAUUCUAACAUCUAACUGCUAACAUGAUAGGUUCUCAUGAUAAAUAGUGUUGAUAUCAUGUACCUACCUUUUUUGUCCUCAAAUCAUGUAGCAAGUUCCAUUGUCUCAUGCGAAUAUUGGUUCACCUAAGUUUGGGCUAUUUGUUGUACUAUUUUUAAAUCUUAAUGACUUAAUCUUUAUUCAAAAAUCACAACGAGUGAGACUAGAUAAUAGGCUGUCCACUGAUGAAUGGAGUAAAUUAGAUCUAUUUGAAUUUUCCUCGCACUGGAGUAUUUCUACUAGACACAGAAGGUGGUAUAAUCAUGUAACUUUUUGGGGGCAAAAGGGUGCUCUUAUGCUAAGUACUGGAUCUGCAACACUUGCUUUGCACAAUAUAAUUCAUCCUUUUGUUCUUUGCUUCCUUUGAGAAAUUAACAAUCUAUUCUUUCUAUCCUAUGGAAACACAAUACAUUGAAUUUGAUUACUUUUAGCCUAUGGAAAUCUGAAAGUCUACAGCUUGUCCCUCAUUGCGCUGAGCAAAAAAAAAUGAUGACCUUUUUUUGUCAAUUCAUUUGAUGCAGAGAGUAGUAUAUAGUCAUUUGUGCAUAUUAGGAAUGGACAUACCUCACCAAUGACGCAACAGCUCUAGAUUUAAUAACAAAGCUGGCAUAAAUCAAAUUUAAUCUGCUAUUCUGGUUGUUUUCCAAUAGCUGUGUGAUGUUCAAAGUCAAUUUCUGCAACAGCGCAGAUUCUUCCUGAUUUUAACCUGAAAUAGCUUAAUAGCUAUACAGGCAAUCUUGGUAUCUUAGUAAAUCAGCAUGAAUUUGGUCACCUUUGAUAGUGUUGCAUAAUUGUCGCAAGCAGCGAGCUAGAUCAGGUUGAAAAUUUGAUAUAGAGCACAAAGCUUGUUUUCUUUUGGUUUCAAACGUGGAGACAUGCGAUCUUGGUAUCUUAGUCAAUCAGCAUGAAUUUAGUCACCUUUGACAGGGUUUCAUAAUUGUCGCAAGCUAGAUCAGGUUGAAAAACUUGAAAUAAAGCACAAAUGUUUUCUUUUGGUUUCAAACAUGGAGUUGCUGCAGUUUCCUUUUCCUAGCAGCGCCUUCAGGGCAUUAGUAGAUCCCUUUGCUCAAGGGCAACUGAGAAAGGGAUGUCUUCCCUACAAAGAGAUACAUGUCUCACACAAAUGCAAACAUCUCAGUCAUCACAAUAAAGAAAAACCACACUUUCCUUUUUAGAAUUCCACAUUGUUUGUUUUCUAACAAGAAAAAUGCAUUUAAUAUAUUAGGUUCAUUUUUACAUCCAAAGCAGAGCUUGGUUCAGUCUCAGCAACUCAAUUUGUAUUCAAUAUAUCUUGCUCAAUUUCUAAUAUUGUAAGCACUAAAAAAAUACUUAACAUAGUUCUUAGGUGACUAUUUGUGUUUCUUUAAAACACAUGAUCGAACCACCCUCAACAAUAUUUCAAACUAUUAACUUGUACGCAUGCACUUGGGUUAAGUGUAGGCACCUUCUCAUGAAUGGAAUAUUUGACAGGCUGCCAUCCUGGAUACGGAGUUAUCCCACGUUUAAGUUGCGCAUAAUGACUAACUCCUGAAUGUAUAGACCUUCUUGGAAACAUCUCUUUUCUCUUUAUAUUUUGCCAGUUCCUGUGCCUGGCUAUAUCUUGAAAUUUCUGAUCUUAAAGCCUAUUAAUACUUGUUCUGUGCACACGUACUUCGCCAUCCUGAUUGUCCUUGGUGGAGUUCAAUUGUGUUAAGCCUACACUUAGAGAGACUCAGAAAUGGAGGAAGAAAAAUCAAUCCAACCACCAACUUAUGGCAACCUUGUAACAAUUCUUUCCAUCGAUGGUGGAGGGAUUCGAGGAAUCAUUCCAGCUGUUGUUCUCACCUUUCUUGAAUCAGAGUUGCAGAAACUUGAUGGAGAGGAAGCCCGGUUAGCAGAUUACUUCGAUGUCAUUGCUGGGACCAGCACAGGAGGUCUUGUGACCUCAAUGCUGGCUGCACCAAACAAGAAGAAUAGACCGCUUUUUGCAGCCAAGGAUAUUCAAGCAUUUUAUAUGAACCACGGUCCCAAAAUUUUCCCACAGAAGAGGGGUCCGUUUGGUAGGAUAAUGAGGAUAUUCCGAUCGCUGUCAGGACCUUCUUAUGAUGGUAAGUACCUUCAUGAAGUUGUCAGAAAGAAGUUAGGAACCACCAGGCUGCACAAGACUUUAACUGAUGUGGUAAUACCAACUUUCGACAUUAAACGGCUGCAACCAGUUAUUUUCUCAUCCUAUGAGGUUAAGAAUGACAAGUGCAACACAAUGGAUGCUCUACUAUCAGAUAUUUGUAUUAGCACAUCAGCUGCUCCAACGUAUUUACCUGCACACUACUUCAAGACAGAAGACUACCAUGGGAACACCAAGGAGUUCCAUCUUAUUGAUGGAGGAGUAGCUGCCAAUAAUCCGGCUUUAGUUGCCAUCGGAGAAGUAACCAAGCAGAUAUUCAAGGAAAACCCAGAUUUCUUCCCAAUAAAACCUAUGGAUUAUGGACGGUUUUUGGUCAUUUCACUAGGCACAGGCUCAGCUAAGUUUGAAGCGAACUACAAUGCACAAACGGCUAAAUCAUGGGGUGUGCUGGGUUGGUUGCUUGGUAGUGGAUCCACUCCCCUGGUAGAUAUUUUCACACAAGCAAGUGCAGAUAUGGUGGAUAUCCAUAUCUCUGCUGUUUUCAAAGCUUUGCAUUCUGAACAAAACUAUCUGAGGAUUCAGGAUGAUACUCUACAAGGCACACUGUCCUCAGUUGAUGUUGCAACCAAGGAAAACAUGGAGAAGCUUGCCAGUAUCGGAGAUGCACUACUAAAGAAACCUGUCUCACGGGUAAACUUGGAGACUGGUCAUAUGGUACCUGCUUAUCGUAGCACAGAGAUGACCAAUGAAGAAGCUCUAAAGAGAUUUGCAAAGCUACUUUCGGAUGAAAGGCGAAUUCGCUGGGCAAGAUCGCCAAAAUGAAGAAAGUCCUGUCCGUUGUGUCCAUAUCCCAAGAAUUCCUGAUGACUUCAUUCAUUUAUAAAUUAGUUUAUAUGGUUUGUUGAUACAAAGUUCUGCUGUAACACCAUACAAUAUUGUGUAGGUGGUCAUAUCUACACCGCACAUUUACGCUAUUAGGAUCUGCAUGCUUUUUUGGCAUGUAAAAAAAAUGUAAACACACUAAUAUUGCUUUUGAAUAAAUAUCAUCAUUUUA
This is a messenger RNA of Panicum virgatum (switchgrass), 3321 nucleotides long. Its product is annotated as patatin-like protein 2. The transcript has 7 exons. Lineage: Eukaryota; Viridiplantae; Streptophyta; Magnoliopsida; Poales; Poaceae. Gene Ontology annotation, biological process: lipid metabolic process. The coding region runs from base 1881 to 3089 and encodes 402 amino acids. The record is from RefSeq and is a predicted model, not a curated record. Gene Ontology annotation, molecular function: glycerophospholipase activity; monoacylglycerol lipase activity.